CUUCUUCUCCGUCGCCUCUCGUUUCGUGUUUUCUCAAUUUCCCUCUCUAGCGACGCUUGUUCUUUGCCUUCUUCUAUUUGUUGGCAGCUCUCUGUAGAUUCUGGAAGUCCCUAAUGGAGACCACGAAGAAGAAUGAAGCGCAGAGCAAAGCUAGAAAGAAGUUCACGGCUGGCGUUCUUGGAGCGAACGCCAUGAUCGAAGGAGCUUCGAGCUUCAUUGGCAGCUUAGUCGAGAAAGGUAUAUCGGAAAACGGCUUCAACAAACCUUUCCGGCCGAUUCCGCCGCCCAGGCCCACCGUUAUCCCCUUUCCAGUCGCUCGCCACCGCGCGCAUGGGCCGCACUGGAAUGCUAUGACCAACAAGAAGGGAGGGAAUGAGAACAGUAGAAAUGAUGAUGGAAAAAGAAGAAUAGGAGGAGGAUAUUGACCCUACGGAUUAUGAUCCAGUUUCGGCUUUUGCGAAUUCGGUAGAGAGGAAGGUGAAGAAGGGUUGGAAAGUUAGUCGUUGGAAAGAGCUUGCGCGUGAGAGUUCGUCGGAGGAGGGUAAGGUACACUGCGCGAAAAGAAGACCAAGACGCUGACGAAGGAUGGAAAAAGAGGUGGCAAUGUUGAUAACAAGUCCUCUGUAGGUAAUGACGUUCUAAUGGAAGUGGAGUUGGAGCCCGUUAUGAGUUCUUCGGUUCGCCAAACUGAAGUGGAUGAGCCGAUGUAUGUUGAACUUGAAUUCACUGCAGAGCAGCCUCGGAGAGUGAAGACGAAAAAUAAUGUGAUCUCAGAAAAGCUGAGGAAGCAGAAGCAGAGAACUUCAAAUGGAGCUCCUAGUUUCAUAUUCAAUUGAUAAGGCCCUGGGUAGGGUCUUUAUGAUCAGAGUCUCGCAGCAAACGAAUUGAGCUUGACUCAAUCCAAAACUCAGCAACUAUGGAUGGUUCGAAUGAUGGAACGGUCAAUUUCGUGCAAUCCUUCACGCAGAGAAAGGCUCGAAAUAGAUAGGUCGAUGCUUGGCCACGAUCAAGGUGUUGAAUUGAUCGAUACAAGCUCACGAUUGCUUAGAAUCGUCCAAGCAAUCCAACUCAAUUCCUCACGCAACUAGCGAGAUGAACCAAAGCUCAACUUUGUAUUCGAUUGAUCGAAAAACUGAAUAUUACAUUGAAUCAACUACUCUUAAAUAGACCUAGCAAUUCCUAACAACGUCUGAAUAAGUUCAAUUACAAUUCUACUUGGAAAAGGAAGCAAAACAAGACAAGGAAACCAACUAAGCUAAACUGUCGACUAAUCCUAAUCCGGCUAGGAUUCGGAUUACUUAUUUUCCAGGCAGAAUUUUCAGUCUCGAAGCGAUCUUUAGCCCCCUCGUUCGAGCCCUUGUAGACAUCACCUUGAUCAGCCAAUACCUUGUCGAUAAACUAGGAGAAACCAGCUUUCAUGUGGUGUGAAUGUGGAGGCUCGACUCUUUCCCAUCUUCCUUAACUCGAGCUUCAAAGAGCCUUUCCCAACUCUGCAAUUAUACUUAGAAAAAUCUGGCAGUUCCUCCAGUGUUGAGCUAGCAUUUUGAUCACCUCGGAAACUCAGCCUCUCGACUUCUCCUUGAGCUCCAAAGCCUACUGAUUGAAAGAGCAGUUCCUCUUCUUCAACACAAGCUAAAGAACUCGAGUUUCCAUCACACCAAUUGAGAAUUAUGCUCGUCCAAAGUGGGUACCUGAAAUCGUCACAAACACUUAGACAAAAAUCAGUAUUUUCUAAUGUGUUUAGAUUGCCUUCAUGAACGAUCAAUUCCCAUCGUUUUAAUGGCCAAGUUGAGAUCAUAUCAUCAAUGAUACUGGAGUUGCGCAAAGGUCUAUGUCGCUUGGGAGUGAGAUUGAUGUGGAGAAUCGUGCUCGGUUACAAAAUAUGUCAGCCGAAGAGAUUGCAGAAGCACAGGCUGAGAUAAUGGAGAAGAUGAAUUCUUCACUGCUGAACUUACUGAAAAAGAGAGGUCAACAGAAGUUGAAGCAGCAGAAUGUUUCUGAAUCAGAUGUGGCGCUAGAAAAAGAACCUGCAAAUGGUCCAUCAAUCGAAGAUUCAAGUGCUCAUUCACGUGUAGCAAAUGAUAUUCCUAAUGUGAUAAAAAAAUCAUAACCUGAAAAAUGAAAAUCCAGAAACACCUAGCAGCUGUACUUCAUGGAAUGCUUGGAGUGACAGAGUGGAGGCUGCUAGGGGAGUAAGAUUUUCUUUGGAGGGGAAUGUCAUCCCUGUAGAUUUUGAGACUGGUAAAUGUGACUGUUGUAUAUCUUUUUUUAUGUUUAUGGGUCGGAUACUCUUCCAAGAUAGUAGUGUCUUCGGUUUCUUGGAAUGCAGGUUAAGUAUUAGGCUUAAUGAUGCUGAAUGAAAGCAAUGCCUGCCAUAAACUUUACUGUUUGCU
Linum trigynum is the source of this 2393-nucleotide messenger RNA. The record is from the annotation of a GenBank genome assembly. NCBI's taxonomy places the organism in Eukaryota, Viridiplantae, Streptophyta, Magnoliopsida, Malpighiales, Linaceae.